CGGCGAAGCAUAUGGGCGAAAGGCAGAUUAGUCCCGUCCCCCACCGAGAAGUUAAGAGCCGCCUUCGAGAUUGGCGGAAACACGUUCACACACACACUUUUAUUCGCCCACUGCGGCGCGCCUUCUCCUGCUUUCGGGCGGCGGGGCGCUUUGCAGGCACGGCCCCGCCAUGAUAGGCAGGUUGCGGAGGAGCUGGGAGACCUACAAGUACCGCUUCGUGCCCUGGAUCGCAUUCAAUCUCCGCCAUAAGCGCAGGACUUUGCGGUUUGUGCCAGAAGAAUCUAAAGACAAAAUUGCUUCUGAUGAAAAUGUUCUUCAAACAUUACUGAAAACAUUUAGAUCUUUGUUUGUGAAUGACUUGAACAGACAAAUGUGCCUUUUGGACCUAAUUCCAGAAAUUAAAUUGAAAUAUCCAGAAAUACACUCAGUGCAAUCCCAAACAAUACCCAAAGCAAUAUCCAACGAUCAAGAAUGUCAAAGAGCCCUUAAUCCAGAAGAAGUUCUGUUCAGUACACUAGGAUUCAACAUUAUUCGACAACCCAGUUCACUGGAGUCAGCUGGAAUAGGAGUUUUUGUAGCAAAAGGGUUUGUUCCAGAAGGAACAGUCGUAUCAAUGUAUCCUGGUACAGUCUAUGAAAAUCAUGAACCCAUCUUUUUUCAAUCCAUUGGCAAUCCAUUUAUAUUUAGGUGUAUCGAUGGUGUACUUAUUGAUGGAAAUAAUAGGGGAAUCUCAAAGGCUAUAUACAGGUCAUGCAGCAAAAGAGAUCAAAUUGGUCCUUUAAAAAUGUGCGAUGUCUUUUGGCUUACAACUGCUAUGCACAAUCCAUUGGCUGUGGGACAAUAUGUCAAUAAUUGUUCAUCAGAAAAAGAAGCAAAUGUUUGCUAUCAAGAACUGAACAUACCUAAAUGUUUUCCAGUAGAAUUUAAACAGUAUCUUCCAAACAUAAACUAUAGCCAUGAAAUAGAAAGGCCCUUGAGAUGUGUGGUUUUGGUAGCUCUCCGAAAUAUUGGCCCAGGAGAAGAACUUUUUUCGAACUAUUACACAGUUAUUUCUUGAUGGUCAACUACGGAUUUUUACAGUGAUUAAACCAAAUGUGGUAUCUUUUAACAAAGAAUACAAAAAUUUUAUUGAGAGUUAGGUCAUGGCUUCAACUAUAUAUUUACUAAGUCAACUUUGUUGGGUUUUUUAAAUAGCCUAUCUGAAAGCUUUGGUUGAAAUUUAAACUUUGUGGAUUAAUAUGGGACAUAACUUAUUUGGGAAAUGCUUGCUACACAAACACCAGUACAAGAGUUGAAAUAAACAGCGUUCCCCAGUGUACCUGGCUCCAGCAUAGAGACUUCAUGUUGUUCAUUGUCUCCCUCUGUUGUCUUUUAAAUGUAUUGGAUUUAACACAUUUCAUAUUUUGAGUUUUGAAUGGCUUUAUCAUUUCUUUUACUAUUGUUAAAAGAAUUUUGUCCAUUUAGUUAACUUAAAAAAUAUAAACCAAAAAAUUGCUUAUACUUUAGUUGUUAUACAUUUUAUAGACUUGAUAUGUAAUAUAUAUGGUAACAUACAUGUCAGAUUACUACCUUUUUAUGAAAAAAUAUGUUCUGUCUGACACUCACAAACAGAAAUAACAAAUCCACGUGCAGGCUGCACUGCAAUUCUUUGGAAAGAGGAACUCUCACCCAUCCAUUCUCUAGACUUAUAGCUGCAGAAAGUCAUUAUAGUUGAAUCCUUAUUCUCAUCAACAGUCCUUGGAAUUCUGUACAGAAAAGAUUUAGAUGAGUAGAUAAACAUUUUGCUUUCAAAUAAAUGAGUUUUGAGAUCGAUUUUGAUACAUUAAAUCCAAUAAAAUGACAUAGAAACAAAACUGUUAAAAGUAGAUAUUGUGUCCAUUUUAAACUAUUUUUAAAGAUAUGGAAUUUAGGUAGAUUUCUGAAAACUUUUUUCCAGUGUGAUUGCAACAAAUACUACAUUAAUAUCCCCCAUGUAAUGAAUUAAUAUUGUUGAGGGCUGUUGAUAUAUCUAUAUUUUCUGUAGAAAGUUUUUGAUGAGUACUACCUAUCGCACAUUUACCAAAUUACAUUGCAAAUGCAUCAUUAUGUUGAUUUUGAAAUUUCAUAGCUCAAAAAUAAAUUGCUUAAUGCAUAUAUUUUUGAAGUCCACUUCAAUACUUUUAAACUGUAAUCUUAUUAAGUUUUUCUUGAUGUUAUUCCCAUUAAAGUUAAUGAAGCUUACCUCUGAUACCUAAGAACACCCAAUACAUUUGUUCAACUUUUUUUUUUAGGUCAUGUGUAUAAUAAUAUAAAGCAGGGGUUUAUCAUGUUUUGCGGGUUCAGGUAUACAAUUACAUCCCAUUUAUUUAAUAAUAUUCCUUCCAUCACAUUAGAAAUCACAAUUCAGAGAAUUUUAGAGAAUCUAUAGAGACUAUAGCUUGUCAAAUAAACAUAUCCAUGUCAUGAAAAGAAAAGUGUAAUAUGUUUAUGUGAUUACUUUCCCGGACGCUUCCCAGAUACUUCGCCAGAUGUCAGCUCAGAAGAGGAUGAACCAGUUCAAGGCACAUCUGGAGGGGAAUUGGUCAAUGGCUCCAAGCAGUUGUCUGAAAGGGCUGAAGCACAGCUGCAGCAGGACAUCCCUGAGGCUUUAGGUGGGGAAAACAUGCAGCUGCAGCUGGUCAGUGAUGAGGAACUGCCUUCUGCACUUGAUCCAAGAACAUUUAGGGCAGAAAAAAGGCAGGAGCAGAGAUCAGCCUGAUUACUCAUGAGGAAGCAGCCUUACCCCUCUUGAUAGGCUGCACCAGAAACUGGCUAUUUAGCACAGCAGAUAGAUGGAAGCAAUGUUAGGAAUGUGUUUGUUUCCUUGCUGUGUGUUCUUGCCUUGAACUUUGGAUCAUCUCUCUUCAGCUGUUGCCCUUGCCUUUGCCUGUAGAUUUGCCUUUGUCUUGGGACCUUGCUUUUGCCUAGGGACUUGGGACUUGCCUUGAGGACUGGUGUUGGCUUGAUUUGGGUAGCCUGUGGAACUUAUUGGGGUUGAGCUAGUGCCAGCACAGGGAAUUGCUGAAAUACAAUUCAGUCUUGGAAGCCUUAAUAAAGACUCCUUACACCUGUGGUGUGUCUGCAUGCAUGAGUAGGACAGCAGAGUUUACAGUGGAUACUGCUCCAACUGUUCUGAAAUUUCAUUACAGCAAAUUAAACUUUGGGCAGGUAGUGUUGCAACUCAUUAGUAGUUAUGAAUGCUUUAAUCUAU
Molecule: messenger RNA, 3229 nt
Organism: Notechis scutatus (mainland tiger snake)
Lineage: Eukaryota; Metazoa; Chordata; Lepidosauria; Squamata; Elapidae
Gene: SETD9
Product: SET domain containing 9
Molecular function (GO): protein binding
Source: RefSeq, a predicted model, not a curated record